This is a messenger RNA of Erigeron canadensis, 961 nucleotides long. Its product is annotated as phosphopantothenoylcysteine decarboxylase-like. The record is from RefSeq and is a predicted model, not a curated record. Gene Ontology annotation, molecular function: phosphopantothenoylcysteine decarboxylase activity; FMN binding. Bases 104 to 736 code for a protein of 210 amino acids. Lineage: Eukaryota; Viridiplantae; Streptophyta; Magnoliopsida; Asterales; Asteraceae. The transcript has 3 exons. Gene Ontology annotation, biological process: coenzyme A biosynthetic process. Gene Ontology annotation, cellular component: phosphopantothenoylcysteine decarboxylase complex.
ACUCGAAAUAUCAAUUUCAUUAAAUUCCCUCUAUACCACAAGUCACCAUUUUGACCCACUAGACCGCCGGAGAUUCAACGCCUGAACUCCUUUUUUCACGAUUAUGGCACAUGCUGAAUCUGGAGCAAGGGAGGCAAUGCAAGGGAGUAAUGCUCCUAGAAAACCCCGAAUUCUGCUUGCCGCAAGUGGAAGUGUAGCUGCCAUAAAGUUUGGGAACCUCUGCAGCUGUUUCUCCGAUUGGGCAGAUGUAAAAGCUGUGGCCACUCAAGCAGCUUUACAUUUUAUUGACCGAACAACACUUCCUAAAGAUGUGAUUCUUUAUACUGAUGAACAUGAAUGGUCUUCUUGGUCCAAGAUAGGAGAUAGUGUGCUGCACAUAGAGCUUCGUAGGUGGGCUGAUAUAAUGGUGAUUGCCCCAUUGUCAGCAAAUACACUUGGCAAGAUUGCUGGUGGACUGUGUGACAACCUGCUGACCUGUAUCAUUCGAGCAUGGGAUUAUGAAAAACCAAUAUUCGUGGCACCAGCAAUGAACACAUAUAUGUGGACCAAUCCUUUCACAGAAAGGCAUCUUAUGACAAUUGAUGAACUUGGAAUCACUCUUAUACCCCCAGUGUCAAAGAGGCUUGCUUGUGGAGACUAUGGAAACGGUGCAAUGGCUGAGCCUUCACUCAUCUAUUCUACUGUAAGACUCUUCUUGGAAUCGAGACAAAAUGCAAGUAGCAGUAUAGCACAUUGAUUUUUCUUGCAAUGUGUGUGGUAAAAUUCCUUUAACAAGCCUUUUCUAAAAAACUAAUUGGAUGUCAGUUUCUAAUGCAUUUAAGUUUCUAAAACUGUACCGUUGAUCAUUGAUAAUGAAGCACCUGUAAAGUGACCAUACCUUGAUGUACCUGAUUGAAUUCUGGAAGAGAUGUUUUGCAUAUAAAUCGAGAACAAUGGUUGAUAUACUAUCAUGUUUUUGCGA